AUGCGCUUCGCCUACCGGUUCUCCGGCCUGCUGGGCACCGUGUACCGCCGCGGCAACCUCAGCUUCACGCGCGAUGGCAACUCGCUGCUCAGCCCCGUCGGCAACAGGAUCUCCAUCUUCGACCUCAAGAAUAACAAGUGUGAGACGUUGCCCUUGGCUACACGGCUCAAUAUUGUGUGCGUGGGGCUCUCUCCGGAUGGAAGCCUUGCCAUUCUAAUUGAUGAAGAGGGAGCUGCCUUGCUUGUGAGUUUGAUUGGGAAAUGUGUGAUACAUCAGUUUUAUUUUCACAAGCCGGUUCACAGUGUCAGCUUUUCCCCUGAUGGCAAGAAAUUUGUGGUUACAAAAGACAAUCUUGCAUACCUGUACCAUGCUCCUGGGAAGAAAAGAGAAUUUAAUGCAUUUGUUCUGGAUAAAACCUACUAUGGCCCAUAUGAUGAAACAACUUGUAUUGACUGGACUGAUGAUUCCAAGUGCUUUGCAGUGGGGAGCAAGGACAUGUCUACAUGGGUGUUUGGAGCAGAACGAUGGGCAAAUUUGAUCUACUACUCUCUUGGAGGCCAUAAGGAUGUCAUAGUAGCCUGCUUUUUUGAAGAGAACAGCCUAGAUCUGUACACAGUUAGCCAGGACGCAGCUCUGUGUGUGUGGCAGUGUGACACUGAGCUGGAUGGUUUGAAGCCCAUGCCCCCUAAAGAUGCAGCAAAGGAAAAGAAGGCAGCAGAAGAUGAUGAAGAGCUGCUUGAAGAGCCAAAGGCUGAAGAAAUUCAUGGGAAAGCUGAUCCGAGUGAACAGGAGACUAGAAAUAAAGUUAAAUAUUCACAUGUUGCGAAGUAUUUUUUCAAUAAAGAGGGAGAUUUUAAUAACCUGACAGCUGCAGCCUAUCACAAGAAAACACACCUUUUAGUAACUGGUUUUGCCUCUGGAAUCUUUCACCUCCAUGAGCUUCCAGAUUUCAAUCUGAUCCACUCCUUGAGUAUUUCAGACCAAAGGAUAGCUUCUAUUUCUAUCAACUGCACUGGUGACUGGAUUGCUUUUGGAUGUUCAGGUCUGGGUCAGCUCCUUGUGUGGGAAUGGCAGAGUGAGUCCUAUGUGCUGAAGCAGCAGGGCCAUUUCAACAGCAUGGUUUCCUUGGCAUAUUCUCCAGAUGGACAGUACAUAGUAACUGGAGGGGAGGAUGGCAAGGUAAAAGUGUGGAACACUUCAAGCAGCUUUUGCUUUGUCACCUUUACAGAACACAACAGUGGUGUAACUGCUGUAGCUUUCACUUCCACUGGUUAUGUUGUUCUGAGUGCUUCCCUCGAUGGAACUGUGCGUGCCUUUGAUCUGCACAGGUACCGGAAUUUCCGUACCUUUACAUCUCCACGACCAAGUCAAUUCUCCUGUUUAGCUGUGGACUCCAGUGGUGAGAUUGUGGCAGCUGGCUCCCAGGAUUCCUUUGAAAUAUUCAUCUGGUCAAUGCAGAGUGGGAGGCUGCUGGAUGUCUUAGCAGGUCAUGAGGGUCCCAUCAGCAGCUUGUCCUUUAAUCCGAUGAAGUGUGUUCUAGCCAGUGCCUCUUGGGAUAAGACUGUCAAAUUAUGGGAUAUGUUGGACAGCUGGAGAACUAAGGAGACAUUAAUAAUGAACUCAGAUGUUCUUGUGGUUGCCUUCCGUCCUGAUGGCAAGGAGCUCGCAGUUGCUGCUUUGAAUGGCCAGAUCACGUUUUGGGAUCAUGAAAAUGCAGUGCAGACUGGCUCCAUUGAGGGCAGGCACGAUCUCCAGAUGGGAAGGAAGGAGCUGGAUAAAAUAACAGCCAAGCAGGCAGCCAAGGGCAAGUCUUUUACAACUUUGUGCUACUCAGCAGAUGGUCAAUCUAUUCUGGCAGGUGGAUUGUCAAAAUUUGUCUGUCUGUAUAAUGUCAAGGAACAGAUUCUUAUGAAAAAAUUCGAAAUUUCAUGCAACUAUUCUUUAGAUGCAAUGGAGGAGUACUUAGAUCGGAGGAAAAUGACUGAAUUUGGCAGCAUGGCUCUGAUUGAUGAAGGGGGUGGAGGUGAUGAAGGUGUUGCCAUCCCUCUCCCAGGAGUAAAAAGAGGUGACAUGAGCUAUCGACACUUUAAACCAGAAAUAAGGGUGACUUGUGUGCGAUUCUGUCCUACAGGACGAAGCUGGGCAGCCACCACUACAGAAGGUCUCCUGCUCUAUUCACUGGACUCUGGGCUAAUUUUUGAUCCUUUUGAGCUAGAUAUUGAUGUCACACCCAGCAGUAUACACAAAACACUGAGUCAGAAGGAAUACACUAUGGCUAUCGUCAUGGCCUUCAAGCUGAAUGAAAAGAAAUUAAUUCAGGAGGUCAUAGAGGCUGUCCCUAGCAGUGAAGUUGAUGUUGUCUGCUCAUCACUGCCAGACCUGUAUGUGGAGAAAUUACUGGAGUUCCUGGCCUCUGCAUUUGAGACCUCUUGUCACUUGGAGUUCUAUCUUAUUUGGGCUCAUAAGUUGCUUAUGCUGCAUGGACAGAAGCUGAAAACAAGGUCAGUGAAGCUGCUCCCUGUGAUCCAGUUCCUUCAGAAGAGCAUCCAGCGUCACUUUGAAGAUGUUUCAAAACUCUGUGAGUGGAACAUCUACAACAUCAAAUACGCCUUGGCCAUUUCACAGCAGCGGGGCAUGAAACGUCCAGCAGAGGAAACACCAGGGGAUGAAGAAGAAUUGGAUUCUGACAGUGAUUAUCUUAUGCAAGAAGCUCAUAAGGAUAACUUGAGUUCUUAAUUACUCUUUGUGAGAGGGAGAAAACCUCAGACAGUAUUUUAUGCAGUGGUAUUCACUGAGAAUGAGUGGCCCUCAUAGUGGCAUCUGUUCCUAACAGUGUGAUGGAGUUCCAUGGGGUGGAAA
Messenger RNA from Cinclus cinclus, 2859 nucleotides. RefSeq names its product PWP2 small subunit processome component (gene PWP2). The transcript is spliced from 21 exons. NCBI's taxonomy places the organism in Eukaryota, Metazoa, Chordata, Aves, Passeriformes, Cinclidae. Gene Ontology annotation, cellular component: Pwp2p-containing subcomplex of 90S preribosome; small-subunit processome. Gene Ontology annotation, biological process: maturation of SSU-rRNA from tricistronic rRNA transcript (SSU-rRNA, 5.8S rRNA, LSU-rRNA); ribosomal small subunit assembly. Bases 1 to 2736 code for a protein of 911 amino acids. Gene Ontology annotation, molecular function: protein binding. The record is from RefSeq and is a predicted model, not a curated record.